Messenger RNA from Closterium sp. NIES-65, 918 nucleotides. The record is from the annotation of a GenBank genome assembly. Lineage: Eukaryota; Viridiplantae; Streptophyta; Zygnematophyceae; Desmidiales; Closteriaceae.
AUGCGCCCUCAUCGCCGCUCCCGCCGUUGUCGUUUCACUCGCCUCCGCCAUCCAUCGUCCACAUCUCCUCGUCUCCCCCUUCCCUUCCCUUCCCUCGCACAGUCUGCCACCUCGUGCAUUACCCGCUCACUCGGGCAUUGCCGUUGCAUACACAACCCUCGGGUCCCCCUCUCCCCUCAUCUCCCCCCUCUCCCCUCGUCUCCCUUCACUCCCGCAUCGUGCCACGUGGCGUCCUCGCCCAUGGCGGCCCUCCGUGCCCUUCACGUGGACUCUCUGCGCGCCUCCACUGGGGCUGCAACGCCACCGCCACAUGAGUGGGCGCUGCGUCUCGCUGCGUCACAUGCCAGCAGCGCACGUGCAGGUGAUUCAUGCGGUUGCCCUUCUCUCACCCACCUCCUCUCUGCCGACUUGCUUUACAACGACCCCCCUCUCUCUCCAACCCAUUUCCUUUCCCUGUCGCCCCUCCUCGCUCUCUCUCCCACUCUUUCUUCUCAUCAACAGUACUUCCUCUCUCACCCACGUCUCCUCUAUCUCCCGCCCUCGUCCUCUUGCCUUUCUGCCGCCCAUGCCCCGUACCCACCACCCAUUUCAUCUGCUUGUUCCUCCUCUCCCUCUCGCAUGUGCGUGGGUGCAGUAGAGGGCGGCAGAAGCCAUCUCCCAUCCCACGGAUCGCCUUUCCUCCGUGCCGCCUGCUCGGAUCUGCUCGCACUGUUGCUUGAUGGGGAGGCAGCAGCCCCUGUUGCUCAGAUGCCACCGUCCCUCUCACUGUCCGUCCCCUUCCGAGCGCACCGCACAAUAUCAUGUAGUCUACCGUAUGUGCAGUGCAUCACUGCUGGGCAUUCCUGCGCCGUUGCUCUUCAAAACACGCCAUGGCUAGCGGCGUUGCUCUACAAAAUUAUGCAUCCGCACUGCACUUGA